Messenger RNA from Lemur catta (Ring-tailed lemur), 579 nucleotides. RefSeq names its product translation initiation factor IF-2-like. The transcript has 2 exons. The record is from RefSeq and is a predicted model, not a curated record. The coding region runs from base 84 to 509 and encodes 141 amino acids. NCBI's taxonomy places the organism in Eukaryota, Metazoa, Chordata, Mammalia, Primates, Lemuridae.
CAUUCCAGAAUUUUCCAGAACGUUGACGGUUGGGCCAGAGCCAAUCUCCUCCCCUUUUAAGCUGCUGCCAACACCAAGGCAGGAUGGAGAGGAGGAAACAAAGGACAAAAAGGAAAACCACAUCCGUGUCCAGGGCAAGGGUGCCCCACUUUUAUUCCUUCCGGUUCACGCAGGGUCCCCAAGGUCGGUGGAGCUUCCGGCCUCGGGGCCCGGCAGGAAACGGGACUGGAGCUGCCGAGCGGCACCUGCGGCCGGGAGGGCGGCUGGGCCUGAGUCAGAGAGAAACCAGGAGGCCGAACUGUGGUGGCACCGAGACCCCCGCCUGCCACCCUGCCCCCGAAGUGAAAGUGGCCGCCGGGAGGGGCUUUCCCCCUCCAGCUGGGGCAGCACCCAGGACCCCGAGAGCGCCCAGGAACGCUGGGUCGCGCCGAGGGCCAAGAGCAGCUGGAGGCCGGGGCGGCCACAGGCUCAGCCUGACGUUUCGUGUCACGUCUGUGGCCGACAUCUGAGAACACUCUUCUUGCUCAGCACUGCGUCACCACCAGAUGCAACGAGGGAGCCCGUCACACGACACCAGAA